AUGGAUGGUGAGGGUGCGAAUCGGGUUGAUGAGUCCUCAGGAGACCCUCCAAUAGGAGCGCCUCCUAUUUUCCGACCCGCUAAGCUAGAAGAAGAUGACAUGCUAUCUCGAAUACUGUGCAAUGCAUUUCUUCCGCUCUGGAAUCACAAUUGGUUCCACGGCGUUUCGCAACCGCUGGAGCCUGUCAUGAUCGGCACACCCACCAGUAAACCGCACAUGACCAGUCUGCAGAAGACUCGAGUCCGCUUCUAUCGGAGCUUGAUAAGCGCGACCAGGCUACUUGGUGGUUCGGUUCUCGUCGCUGAGAUCAACACGUCGGAUGGUGACGGUGACGGCGCAGAAGCGACAACAUCAACAUCAACAACGCAGACCGAUAUAGGUGCCAUCCUGCUCUGGCUGCCUCCACACAAGCGGAUGGGACCAUUCGAGCUCGGCAAACUGUGGCAGUCGGGAUUUUUGGGCCUCAUGCUCCCCUGGCACUACGGCCCAAGGGGCUUCUACCGCAUCGAGUUCAUCUUUGAGGAGAACAUCCGCAAGAUGUGGACGCGCACGCUACCGGAGCUGCAGCCCCGUGGGUUCAAGGAAGAAGAAUGCGCUUUCGUCCAGAUGAUCGCGAGCAACCCCAAGUACGCCGGGAAACGCUACGCGUCGGCCCUGUUGCGGCAUCAGGUGGAGCAGCAUUUCGAAGAGUUCCCCGACCGCCCUGUCAUUCUCGAUACGACCACCACACAGGCCAUCCGGGCGUAUGAGCGGCUGGGGUUCAAACUCCUCGCCGAAACGCCCGUGGAUACCGGGACCGAUGCCACGGGGAUGAAACUCAAGUCCAAUGCCAGCGAAGAGAUCAGGAAGGAAGCAAAGGAGAUGUGCAUCCAGCGAGUGAUGGCGAGAGUACCAUGA
Messenger RNA from Fonsecaea monophora, 897 nucleotides. RefSeq lists its product as hypothetical. The record is from RefSeq and is a predicted model, not a curated record. The transcript has 2 exons. The coding region runs from base 1 to 897 and encodes 298 amino acids. Lineage: Eukaryota; Fungi; Ascomycota; Eurotiomycetes; Chaetothyriales; Herpotrichiellaceae. Gene Ontology annotation, molecular function: acyltransferase activity, transferring groups other than amino-acyl groups.